Molecule: messenger RNA, 1163 nt
Organism: Elaeis guineensis (African oil palm)
Lineage: Eukaryota; Viridiplantae; Streptophyta; Magnoliopsida; Arecales; Arecaceae
Source: RefSeq, a predicted model, not a curated record
AUUGACCUUCGAGAUAAAGAAGCACUAGACAAGGUGUUUGCUUCAACAAAGUUUGAUGCUGUCAUUCACUUUGCUGGAUUAAAAGCUGUUGGUGAAAGUGUACAGAAGCCGUUGCUAUAUUAUAACAAUAAUCUUAUUGGUACAAUAACUCUUUUGGAAGUAAUGGCUACUCAUGGAUGCAAAAAGCUAGUAUUCUCGUCAUCAGCUACUGUCUAUGGUUGGCCUAAGGAAGUCCCCUGUACAGAAGAAUUCCCUCUAUUUGCAAUGAAUCCAUAUGGACGUACUAAGCUUAUUAUUGAAGAGAUUUGUCGUGAUGUAUACUGUGGAGACUCUGAUUGGCAGAUAAUAUUGCUUAGGUAUUUUAAUCCUGUUGGUGCUCAUCCCAGUGGAUACAUUGGUGAAGAUCCUCGGGGAAUUCCAAACAACCUCAUGCCCUUUGUACAACAAGUUGCAGUUGGGAGGAGGCCUGCCCUUACAGUUUUUGGAAAUGAUUAUUCAACCGAGGAUGGCACUGGGGUACGGGAUUAUAUUCAUGUGGUUGAUCUGGCUGAUGGGCAUAUUGCAGCCCUUAGGAAGCUUUUUGAUGGCUCUAAAAUGGGCUGCGAAGUGUAUAAUCUAGGGACUGGGAAAGGAACAUCUGUUCUGGAAAUGGUGACAGCAUUUGAGAAGGCCUCUGCAAAGAAAAUCCCUCUGGUCAUGGCUGGAAGGCGGCCUGGUGAUGCUGAAAUUGUUUAUGCAUCAACUGCCAAAGCAGAGAAGGAGCUGAAUUGGAAGGCAAAGUAUGGCAUCGAUGAGAUGUGUCGAGAUCAGUGGAACUGGGCUAGCAAGAACCCCUGGGGAUAUGGAUCACCUGACUCAUCUAACUAAAGGAACAAUUCUUUACAAUAACAUCAGCUUUUCAAUUCAUAAAGAAGAAAUGCUAAUUUAUGGACUUCAUGUAAAUGGGGUAUAGGUCUAGCUAAUGUCCUUUUCGAUGUAAUAAUCUUUGUUACAGGUAAAUAUGCUUAUUUCAUGAAAGAGGCAUGACUUUUAGUUGUCUUUAUGCAUUUCUGGACUUUUAUGUAAAUGGAGUAUAGGUCUUGCUAAUGUCCUUUUCGAUGUAAUAAUCUUCGUUACAAAUGAAUAUGCUUAGUUCAUGAAAGAGGCAUGACCUUUAGAUGUUU